CCCAUUAAGUGAUCUGUCAGACUGAUCUAAGAACAUCAAUAAAAUGAGAGCAAAGGAUAAAUCGGAGUCGAGGAGCAAAGCUGAUAGAAAAAAAUCAAAGGAGUCAAAUGUUGAAGGAAACCUUGCAAGUGACUCUUCAAAGGGUGUGAACAUUAAAGAAGAGCCCGAAGACUUUGAUUUUCAACUUGAUAAAAAACAGAAAAAAGGGAAAAAAAGAUCCAGGAAUGAGAAUGAAGAUAGUCUGGCAUUUGAGGAAAUUAAGAAGUCUAAGAAAAUCAAGAAAGAAAAGAGAAUAAGUGAUGAAAAGCAAAUCGAGAAAGAGGAAGAAAACCACACAUCAAAUGAGUGUGUGAAAGAAAAAAUGAGGAAGGAGGUGGAUGAAAAAGGGAGCACUAGGAAGAAAACUAAAGAGGAAAGAGAAGCUGCUGCUGCUCUAAAACUGAAGAAAAAAGAGGAGGAAGAACAGCAGCGCUGGAGAUGGUGGGAAGAGAAAAGAUAUGAAGAUAGAAAGAAGUGGGCCUUCUUGGAGCAUAAAGGGCCAUUGUUUGCUCCGCCAUAUGAAGUGCUGCCUGAGACAGUGACAUUUUAUUAUAAUGGUAAACCAAUGCAGUUAAGUCCUGGAGCUGAAGAAGUUGCCAGUUUCUUUGCUAAAAUGUUGGAUCAUGAAUAUACAGUAAAAGAAAUCUUCAGGGAUAACUUUUUUAAAGACUGGAGAAAGGAAAUGACACUAGAAGAAAAGCUGACCAUCUCUGACCUUUCAAAAUGCGAUUUUAGUGCAAUGCAUGCCUUCUACAAAGGGAAGAUGGAAGAAAAAAAGAACCUUUCCAAAGAGGAUAAACUGGUAAUCUUAAUUUCUUUUAUCAAAUAA
Molecule: messenger RNA, 868 nt
Organism: Protopterus annectens (West African lungfish)
Lineage: Eukaryota; Metazoa; Chordata; Ceratodontiformes; Protopteridae
Product: DNA topoisomerase 1-like
Exons: 7
Coding region: 44-868 (274 amino acids)
Biological process (GO): DNA replication; DNA topological change; chromosome segregation
Cellular component (GO): nucleolus; chromosome
Molecular function (GO): DNA binding; DNA topoisomerase type I (single strand cut, ATP-independent) activity
Source: RefSeq, a predicted model, not a curated record